AUGACCCUGCCAAUCCUGUUCAAGACGCUUGUGCGACCGCUCCUGGAGUACGGUAACAUUGUCUGGGGGCCAUUCAAUCGAGCGGAUCAGCUCCUCAUCGAACGAGUCCAGCGCCGAGCGACCAAGCUGGUCCAGGAAGUACGUCACCUACCGUACCAGGAAAGACUGAAGUCUAUGAAGCUGCCUUCCCUCCACUACCGACGUCGACGCGGCGACAUGAUCGCUGUCUACAAUGUGCUGCAUGGGAGACUGGACCUGAAUCCGGAGGAGCUCUUCAACCAAGUAACGACCAGAGAUACAAGAGGACACUCCUGGCGUCUUGCGAAGCCCCAUGCCGUCACCCGCAUCCGUCGAAACGUGUUCGCAGUCAGAGUCAUUAACGACUGGAACAGCCUACCAUCAUCCGUCGUAGACGCCGACUCUCUAAACUCGUUCAAGAACCGGCUCGACACUCACUGGAGACACCUCCACUUCACCCCGCCCCUACCAUACGAACAGUAA
This is a messenger RNA of Amphibalanus amphitrite, 501 nucleotides long. RefSeq lists its product as uncharacterized. The transcript has a single exon. Lineage: Eukaryota; Metazoa; Arthropoda; Thecostraca; Balanomorpha; Balanidae. Bases 1 to 501 code for a protein of 166 amino acids. The record is from RefSeq and is a predicted model, not a curated record.